This is a messenger RNA of Marmota flaviventris (yellow-bellied marmot), 4194 nucleotides long. NCBI's taxonomy places the organism in Eukaryota, Metazoa, Chordata, Mammalia, Rodentia, Sciuridae. The record is from RefSeq and is a predicted model, not a curated record.
ACACACACACACACACACACACGCUCACAGAGACUAUACCUGCCUCUACUUGUCUGCUCUCAGCAGAUGGCCUCUUGCUUUUGGGUCGCCUUAUUUUGCAGCCCAGUCCAAUUAGACCCUUUCUUCCCUGGAGACUGGAAAGCUGUGGGGUGAGGGUUUCAGCAAGGUCUCCUGUCUUCAGAGUAUGAAGGACACUGUCCGGCAAGAGAAGAGGGUUACAUUUAGAGUUCGGGCCCAGUUGGUGUUGGGCUCCCCGCUACUUCUUUUUUGCAGAACUAUCACUGGCCCCUGGUUGCAAACUCUCCGUGGCUUUGAAGUCCACAAAAUAAAAACUGAGAGGGGGCCCAAAAAGAGAAGAAAACGUUGUUGGUCCCCAGACUCCACUAUCGGAUUUUGGCAGGGAUGAGAAGAGAGAACUACCAAGAGUGAUCAAGUGCAGGUCCCUGCAUGGCCUUAAACAAUGCGUUCCAGAAGCACUAACCCUGAGGGCUCAGCCCCAAAACAAUUUCCAAGACACAGUAAAGACCAGAAUUUCCAGAACAUGAAGCACAAACAGCAAGACAAAGACUCCACCAUUGAGUUGGAUGAAAUUCUUCCAUGUCCCAAGUCAGAGAAGCCACACAAUGGCAAUGGCCACCAAGCAGACGAUCUUUCAAGAGAUGACCUGUUAUUUCUUCUCAGCAUUCUAGAGGGAGAACUGCAGGCUCGAGAUGAAGUCAUUGGUAUUUUAAAGGCUGAAAAAAUGGACUUGGCUUUGCUGGAAGCUCAGUAUGGGUUUGUUACUCCGAAAAAGGUGUUGGAAGCUCUCCAGAGAGAUGCUUUUCAAGCAAAAUCGAUUCCUUGGCAGGAGGACAUCUAUGAGAAACCAAUGAAUGAGUUGGACAAAGUCGUGGAAAAACAUAAAGAAUCUCACAGACGAAUCUUGGAACAACUUUUAAUGGUAGAAAAAUCCCACAGGCAAACCAUAUUGCAGUUGGAGGAAGAAAAAAGAAAACAUAAAGAAUAUAUGGUGAAGAGUGAUGAAUUCAUAAGCUUACUAGAACAGGAAUGUGAAAGAUUAAAGAAGCUGAUUGGUCAAGAAACCGAGUCCCAGCAGAAAAAGGAGCAAGAAAAGGAAAAGAGGGUCACCACCCUGAAAGAGGAGCUGACCAAGCUGAAGUCUUUUGCUUUGAUGGUGGUGGACGAACAACAAAGGCUUACAGCACAGCUCACCCUUCAAAGACAGAAAAUUCAAGACCUGACCACAAGUGCACAGGAAACACAUGCUAAACUAACUCUUGCUGAAGCCAGAGUUCAGGAAGAAGAGCAGAAGGCAACCAGACUAGAGAAAGAACUGCAAACACAGACCACAAAGUUUCAUCAGAACCAAGACGAAAUUAUGGCAAAGCUCACCAAUGAGGACAGUCAAAAUCGCCAGCUUCGACAAAAGCUGGCAGCACUCAGUCGGCAAAUUGAUGAGUUAGAAGAGACAAACAGAUCUUUAAGAAAAGCAGAAGAGGAGCUGCAAGAUAUAAAAGAAAAAAUCAAUAAGGGAGAAUAUGGAAAUGCUGGCAUAAUGGCUGAGGUAGAGGAGCUCAGGAAGCGUGUGCUAGACAUGGAAGGAAAAGAUGAAGAGCUCAUAAAGAUGGAGGAACAGUGCAGAGAUCUCAAUAAGAGGCUUGAGAAGGAAACAGCACAGAGUAAAGACUUUAAACUAGAAGUUGAAAAGCUCAAUAAAAGGAUUAUGACUCUGGAAAAAUUAGAAGAUGCUUUCAACAAAAGCAAACAAGAAUGCUACUCUCUUAAAUGCAACUUAGAAAAAGAAAGGACAACCACAAAGCAGUUGUCUCAGGAACUAGAGAGUUUAAAAGUGAGGAUCAAAGAGCUAGAAGCCAUUGAAAGUAGGCUGGAAAAGACAGAAUUCACUCUGAAGGAGGAUUUGACUAAACUGAAAACAUUAACUGUGAUGCUUGUGGAUGAACGGAAAACAAUGAGCGAAAAAUUAAAGCAAACGGAAGAUAAAUUACAAGCUGCUUCUUCCCAGCUUCAAGUGGAGCAGAACAAAGUAACAACAGUUACUGAGAAGUUAAUUGAGGAAACUAAAAGGGCACUCAAGUCCAAAACUGAUGUGGAAGAAAAGAUGUUCAAUGUAACCAAGGAAAGAGAUGAUCUAAAAAACAAACUGAAAGCAGAAGAGGAGAAAGGAAAUGAUCUCUUGUCAAAAGUCAAUAUGUUGAAAAACAGGCUUCAAUCAUUGGAAGCAAGUGAGAAAGAUUUCCUAAAAAACAAAGACUCUGGUAAGUCCACAACAGCUUUACACCAAGAAAACAAUAAGAUUAAAGAACUCUCCCAAGAAGUGGAAAGACUGAAACUAAAGCUAAAGGAUAUGAAAGCCAUUGAGGAUGACCUCAUGAAAACAGAAGAUGAAUAUGAGACUCUGGAACGAAGGUAUGCUAAUGAACGAGAAAAAGCUCAAUUUUUAUCUGAAGAGCUAGAGCAGGUUAAAAUGGAACUUACCAAGUACAAGUUGGCAGAAAAGACAGAGUCCAGCCAUGAACAAUGGCUUUUCAAAAGGCUUCAAGAAGAAGAAGCUAAAUCAGGGCAUCUAUCGAGAGAAGUGGAUGCAUUAAAAGAGAAAAUUCAUGAAUACAUGGCAACUGAGGACCUAAUAUGUCACCUCCAGGGAGAUCACUCCAUUCUGCAAAAGAAACUAAAUCAACAAGAAAACAGGAACAGAGAUUUAGGAAGAGAGAUCGAAAACCUCACUAAAGAGUUAGAGAGGUACCGGCAUUGUAGUAAGAGCCUCCGUCCUAGUCUCAAUGGAAGAAGAAUCUCUGACCCUCAAGUAUUUUCUAAAGAAGUUCAAACAGAAGCAGUAGACAAUGAGCCACCAGAUUACAAGAGUCUCAUUCCUCUGGAAAGAGCAGUCAUUAAUGGUCAGCUGUACGAGGAGAGUGAGGAACAAGAUGAGGACCAUAAUGAGGAGGAAUCUGUGCUGUCCUUCAGAUGCAACACGUCCACUCCCCUUCCUGUGAACAGGAAGCUAUGGAUUCCUUGGAUGAAAUCCAAGGAGAGCCAUCCUCAGAAUGGGAAAAUACAAACUAAACCCAAUGGCAACUUCAUGCAACCUGGAGAUCUAGUCCUAAGCCAUACACCUGGACAGCCGCUUCAUAUAAAGGUUACGCCAGACCAUGCCCAAAAUACAGCCACUCUUGAAAUCACAAGUCCAACUACAGAGAGCCCUCACUCUUACACAAGCACUGCAGUGAUACCAAACUGUGGCACCCCAAAACAGAGGAUAACCAUUCUCCAAAAUGCUUCCAUAACACCAAUGAAGUCCAAAACCUCUACUGAAGGCCUCCAGAAUUUAGAUCAAGGUAUGUCCCCAAUUGCCAUGGCAACCUUUGCCAGAGCACAGACCCCAGAGUCUUGUGGUUCUAUAACUCCAGAAAGGACAAUGUCACCUAUUCAGGUUUUGGCUAUGACUGGUUCAGCUAGCUCUCCUGAGCAGGGACGCUCCCCAGAGCCAAUAGAAAUCAGUGCCAAGCACACGAUUUUCAGAGUCUCCCCAGACCGGCAGUCAUCGUGGCAGUUUCAACGUGCAAACAGUAAUAGUUCAAGUGUGAUAACUACUGAGGAUAAUAAAAUCCACAUUCACUUAGGAAGUCCUUACAUGCAAGCUGUGGCCAGCCCCAUGAGACCUGCCAGCCCUUCAACACCACUGCAGGAUAACCGAACUCAAGGUUUAACUAAUGGGGCACUAAACAAAACAACCAAUAAAGUCACCAGCAGUAUUACUAUCACACCAACAGCUACACCUCUUCCUCGACAAUCACAAAUUACAGUAAGUAAUAUAUAUAACUGACCACCCUCAUCCUCAUCCAGUCCAUACUGAUAUUCUUGCAAGGAACUCAAUCCUUUUUUAAUCAUCCCUCCACAUCCCCCAAAAGACUGACUGAACUUGUACUUUGGGAAGUUUGUGCAUGAACUACACAAGAGUCUGAAACUAAUUGUUGCCUGCAUAGCCAUUUCAAGUGUGCAUUUACUGUAUAUCUUUUCAUUUACAUAACUGUAUGGGAAAUAUUUAGUCUGCAUUUGUAUAAAUACAUUUUUAUGUAUUUCAUUUUCCAUAACUCACUUUAAUUUGACUGCAACUUGUUGUGGUAAAAUACUUUAACAUCAUAAAACAGUAAAUAAUUUGUUAUUUUUACCAUU